AUGGACUCCCCGGCGGUCAAUCGUCUCUUUCGACGACUUGCUACCCAUCGAUUCUGUCAGGACGCAAUCAAGAGCCAAUGGCGCUGCCAGAGCACGCGCACCAAGACCAUCCCUGUUCCGGAAACGAAAAAGAGAGAAGAGGGCAGUUCGUGGCAGCAGAGGACCGACCACUUUCCUAUCGAUAAGGCGGAAGAAUACAAGAGAUAUCCCAAUGUCACGGCAGAUCAAUUGCGCGGUAGGAGGGAGAGGCCGCGAAGGGUGAAGAUGUUGAUGAGGGACUUCAUCGAGGACAGCUUAUACAACCCGCAUUACGGCUACUUCAGCAAGAAUGUCACAAUCUUCUCGCCCGGAGCGCCUUUCGACUUCAAUAAGAUACGGGAUGAGCCGGAGUUUCACAGGUUGCUGGGUGAGAGGUACAUACAAUUUGAGGACCAACUGGAUGAGCAGGACUACAACCACGCGAGACAGCUCUGGCAUACCCCGUCAGAGCUUUUCCGGCCGUUCUAUGGAGAGGCAAUCGCGAGAUACAUGGUGGCAAACUACAAGUUGACCUUGUAUCCUUAUCACGAUCUCGUCAUCUAUGAGAUGGGAGCUGGUAAUGGAACCUUGAUGAUGAACAUUCUGGACUACAUCCGGCACGCGGAUCCAGAGGUCUACGCGCGGACGAAAUACAGAGUGAUCGAGGUAUCCAGUGCGUUGGCAAGUCUUCAGACGCAGAAAAUCAAGAAGACGGCGACGAGCAGAGGCCAUCACGACAAAGUUGAAAUCAUCAACAAAUCCAUCUUCGACUGGGAUCUCUACGUUCCUACACCCUGCUUCUUCCUUGCGAUGGAGGUCUUUGACAACUUUGCCCACGAUGUCAUUCGAUACGAUCCAUUCACAGAAGAGGUCAUGCAAGGCUCCGUCCUCAUCGACAACGACGGCGACUUUUACGAAUUUUACUCCCGCACUCUCGAUCCAGUUGCAUCGCGCUUCUUGCGGGUAAGGGACGCAGCAUGUCAAGACAGAGCUUUUCCACACCCACUGCGAGGCUCGAAACUUCUACGCACCCUUCGUCAUCAGCUUCCACUGGCUCCCAACCUCACUCUGCCAGAAUACAUCCCCACCCGCCUCAUGCAGUUCUUCUCGAUCCUCUCGGCCAAAUUUCCAGCGCACAGACUCAUCACAUCAGAUUUUCACAGCCUGCCAGACGCAACAGCAGGCUACAACGCACCUGUGGUACAAACACGAUACGAACGAAGGACAGUGCCUGUGCGAACGCCCUUGGUCCAACAAGGAUACUUUGAUAUCUUGUUCCCGACAGACUUCGGGGUGAUGGAAGACUUGUACAGAGCUACCACGGGAAGGCUGACGAGGGUGAUGACGCAUGAAGAUUUCUUCCAACGCUGGGCGUACGUGGAAGAUACGCAGAUGAGGAGCGGCGAGAAUGCGUUGCUGGGAUGGUAUAAGAAUGCUAGUGUCAUGGUGACAGUGUAG
This is a messenger RNA of Lecanosticta acicola, 1476 nucleotides long. Lineage: Eukaryota; Fungi; Ascomycota; Dothideomycetes; Mycosphaerellales; Mycosphaerellaceae. The record is from the annotation of a GenBank genome assembly.